AUUCAUCCCAUGGCCGUCGCACUGUGACGUCUUUCAGAGAGCUUUGUGAUUGCUCAGCCCUAAGGAUAAGCCCUAUAAAAUGAUGGAUUUUGAAAUGCUGGUCAGAGUAGAGUGAAGAGCAGGAGCUGACACAAGCAGCCAACCCUUAGCCAGUACUAAGGGCAGAGAACUGGUGGAAACUGUCUCUUGCUACCAGUACUUCAGCACCGAAGACAGCUCUCACACUCUCCAGGACACGAAGUUCCAGAGGAACACUACUCAGCAAGAGGCACAGAAAUGGAAACCAGAAGUAAGCCCCAGCUCCUUGUGCUCCUGAUCCUUCUCAGUGGUCUCUUCUCGCCAAUGUUGGCAUGGCCUGUUUUGGGGCCACCUUCUACUCUGAGGGUGGGUGACAGAAUGCCUUUUGAGGCAGCAAAUGAACCUGAUCAAGUUUCCUUAAAAGCAGACACUGACAUCCUGCAAAAUGCAUUAGCUGAAAAUGACACACCCUAUUAUGAUGUAUCCAGAAAUGCCAGACAUGCUGAUGGAGUUUUCACCAGUGACUACAGUAGACUCUUGGGUCAAAUUUCUGCCAAAAAAUACCUUGAGUCCCUUAUGGGAAAACGAGUUAGCAGUAACAUCUCAGAAGAUCCUGUACCAAUCAAACGUCAUUCAGAUGCAGUCUUCACUGACAAUUAUACCCGCCUUAGGAAACAAAUGGCUGUAAAGAAAUACUUGAACUCGAUUCUGAAUGGAAAGAGGAGCAGUGAGGGAGAGUCUCCCGACUUUCCUGAAGAGUUAGAAAAAUGACGAAUAAACUCUUUGGAGCAAAGCUGAUGACAACUUCCCAGCGAAUUCUUGAAGGAAAAUGAUAGACAAAGUUAUUAAAUUUUGAGUUCUACAUACGUAGUUCAAGAAAACAACUUCAAUAUCAAAACCAAAUACAAUAUAUUGUGUUGUGAAUGUUGUGAUUUAUUUUAUCUAAUGUAAUAAAUGUGAUGUUUACAUUGUAAAUAUUAUUUGAGAGUUCUACAUUUUGUCUUUAACUCAUAAAAGCCUGUAAUUUCAUAUGCUGUAUAUCCUUUCUAACAAAUAAUAUAUUUAAUGAUAAGUAAAUACUAGGUUAAUUCCAAUUAUAUGAGACUUUUUGAAAGAGUAGUAAUAGAGCAAAAUUGAUGUGUUUAUUUAUAGAGUGUACUUAAGUAUUCAGAACAGAUCAUCAGUGUGUCUAAACUGGAUUAAUAAGCAGACAGAAUGCUGUGUUAAAUGAACCUCAUCAUGUCUAAGAGGAUAACAACGAAGAGAAAAAGACAUUCUUCAAAAAAAGAUUUUCAGAAAUUCUCAUGUGUUUCCACAUUUGUAGGUAACCUCUAUUUUUAAUGGGAUUUAAAAUCUCAAAUUUGGAUUGCUAAUCACCAAAGGCUUUCUCUGGAUCUAGUGUUUCAGUUAAGGAAAAGGACCUCUAUUUCUGACAUUAGACUUUCCCUCUAUGCUUGUGUUAAGUACAUAUAGAAUGUAAACUGAAUUGAAUACAUGUUUUUCAUUAAUAAAUAUUUUCUCCAUCAUCUCUCAGAAUAAUGCUUUGGUCAAUGAAAGUAUAUUUGGAGACAUAACUAUUUUUCCAAAGUGAUUGUGAGAAAUCAAAUAUAGAAAAUAAAGACCUUUGAUUAUCAUUGCAGAUAA
This is a messenger RNA of Carlito syrichta (Philippine tarsier), 1662 nucleotides long. RefSeq names its product vasoactive intestinal peptide (gene VIP). The record is from RefSeq and is a predicted model, not a curated record. The transcript is spliced from 7 exons. NCBI's taxonomy places the organism in Eukaryota, Metazoa, Chordata, Mammalia, Primates, Tarsiidae. Gene Ontology annotation, cellular component: extracellular region; perikaryon; neuron projection. Gene Ontology annotation, molecular function: peptide hormone receptor binding; neuropeptide hormone activity. Bases 277 to 789 code for a protein of 170 amino acids. Gene Ontology annotation, biological process: learning or memory; regulation of protein localization; positive regulation of epinephrine secretion.